Messenger RNA from Plasmodium cynomolgi strain B, 561 nucleotides. Its product is annotated as NSFL1 cofactor p47. Gene Ontology annotation, biological process: nuclear membrane reassembly; Golgi organization; membrane fusion. Gene Ontology annotation, cellular component: nucleus; cytosol. The transcript has 3 exons. Bases 1 to 561 code for a protein of 186 amino acids. Lineage: Eukaryota; Apicomplexa; Aconoidasida; Haemosporida; Plasmodiidae. Gene Ontology annotation, molecular function: ubiquitin binding. The record is from RefSeq and is a predicted model, not a curated record.
AUGUCGAACAUAAGAUCCCUUAGCGACCUAAGGAAGGACGAAAAAAAAAACAAGGAACGGGUAGCGCACUAUACAGGUGGUCAGAACAGCGGACUGGAAGUGGAGAACUCAGACGAUGAUAUGGUCCCUAGUUUCUUCACGUCCAAAUUACCAGAAAACUGCAGACGCAUCACGCUAUAUAAAAAUGGGUUUAUUGUAGAUGAUGGAGAGUUCCGAGAUUUAAAUCUUGAGGAAAAUAAAAAGUUCAUGCAAAACAUCGAGGCAGGUAUUUUGCCCAAGGAAUUGGCUGGAAAGGAUAAAACAAUGAAUGUAGCGUUAAAGGAUAAGAGUAACCAAGUUUACACAAAGGACAAAAUGGAGAGCAGUAAUACAACAUACAAAGGACAGGGAGUGAAGUUAGGGUCAAGUAACACACCAAGUGUUAGCGAAGAAGAAAUAAAAAAACUCGCAGAAUCUACUCCUACUGAUGUUAAAAAUAUCCAUCCAAUUGAGCGCAGCGAACAGACGCUGCAGGAUGCCAAACUGAUAGAUACGCUCAUUACGCAGAAGCUCACACCGUGA